Molecule: messenger RNA, 3479 nt
Organism: Gymnodraco acuticeps
Lineage: Eukaryota; Metazoa; Chordata; Actinopteri; Perciformes; Bathydraconidae
Exons: 2
Coding region: 1184-1819 (211 amino acids)
Source: RefSeq, a predicted model, not a curated record
AAGAAAAGCACAAAAGCUUCAAAACUGUAGAUGACAGGCACCUCUCACUCGCAGGUCUCAAGGUUGGCAAGUAUGCUCAUGGACCACACCCACCUUUUAUUUUGAAAAACUGGGUGACAUACUGUCUGCAAUGAUGUAUUUGGGUUUAGAUAUGUUAGUGGAGAAAUGUAACAUAUUAUUUCUUUAAAAAGUAUAAAAACUUUCCUAAAAUAUACUUUAUUCUAUUUUUUGAAUUCAAGUUUGAAUCAAUAACGAAUGGAUAAUACAUACAAUAUUUGAUACAUUUUAUCUUUCAUUAGUAUCUCAGGAUUACAGGAGUUCAAUGUUGUAUUGAUAACUGCAGACUGCAGUAUAUAUUCCACCUAGGGCUGAACGAUAUAUCGUGUCAUGGCGAUAACCGCGAUAUGCGCAUGCGCAAUAUUCACAUCGCAGGGACGUGCGAUUUUAUAAAAAAAAUUAUAAUUUUUUUUUUUUUAGGACGUGCGAUAUUAAGUAGGUAAAUUAACUCAAACACGUCAUGUUACAAUUAUUUUGCUGCUUGCUACAAAAGGAAAACUUGCGCGGCUCUGGGGUACUUGAGUGAGUGACAUGCAGGCUCUGCAUGCACAGCAAACCACCAAUCACAAUCAUUCUUGAUCAGAUCACAGCAGGCCCCUGAUGGUCUGCAAACUAUAGUUUGGUCUGCAAACUAUAGUUUGUCUGCAAAACUAUAGUUUGCAGACCAUCAAAACACCGGUAAAAAAUUAGCGAGGAACAGGAGGACAAUACCGGCGAGAAUGAAGAUUUACUUCCAAAAAGAAAAGCAACAUCUGCCAUCUGGAACUAUUUUGGAUACAAAAAGGUUCUUCUCUUCUUCAUUCACAGAUGAACCCCCUUAUUUGAGGGUAAGCAACAUGCAUUAUCAUGACAUGUUAGAUCAUGACUUAAGGUAUAAUGAGUCAACCAGUUAAGAUCCAGUCGUCCGUGACUAAAAUCCUUCAUCCGGUUAAAUAUAGCUAAAAAAAACGCAAUAUAUAUCGCAGGGGAAAAAAAUAUAUAUCGCAAUGUCAGUUUUUUUUCAAUAUCGUGCAGCCCUAAUUCCACCAGAUGCCAAUGCUAGCGCGGCGCUAAGUCAGCUACAUGAUGCUAUUAGCAGUCAACAAAGCAUGUAUCCUGAGGCUGUCACAGUGAGGCUGUCCACAUCAUGGCGGGGGACUUUAACCAUGCCAACUUAAAGGUAGUGCUUCCCAGACUCUACCAGCAUGUUAAAUAUGCCACGAGGGGGGAUAACACACUGGACAAGGUCUACACGAAUAUUAAGGGGGGCUACAGAGCUAAAGCGCACCUAGGCCAGUCAGAUCAUGUGUCCCUUCUCCUAAUUCCGGCCUACUCCCCCAUCAGGAAAAGUGUUUCCACCAUUAUAAAGACAAUUAAAACCUGGCCUUUAGACGCCACUCCACAGCUGCAAGACUGUUUUGAGAACACCGACUGGGUUUUUUUCGAACAUGAGGACCUGGAACAGUACACAUCAGCAGUCCUGGGAUACAUCAAGCACUGUUCAGACUCCGUCACUGUGGAUAAGCGCAUCCGGGUUCAUCCCAACAAGAAGCCGUGGAUGACUGGAGAUGUGCAGCACCUGGUCAGGGAGAGGGACAUCGCCUUCAGGACUGGUGAGAGGAAGCUGUACAGCACUGCCAGAACCGACCUGAAGCGGGGGAUCAAGCGGGCCAAGAUGGACUACAAGGGGAAGAUUGAGGACUGCUUCCGGGUCAACGACUCCAGGCGGGUGUGGCAGGGGGUCCAGCUACAAACCCAGCCACCCCUCGGCCGACGGGGGUGACCCUCAGCUGGCGGAGGAGCUGAACUCCUUCUACGCCCGCUAUGAGACGGGGCUAUCGGAAGCAGCCACACCAUUACACCCACACCAUUACACCCACCUGCCCUCAGCAUCCUCACGGAGCACGAGGUGAGACGCACACUGAAGGCAGUAAACCCGAGAGAAGCAGCGGGGCCGGACGGAGUCUCAGACCAGUUCGCCUACAGGGCCAACAAAUCCACGGAGGACGCCAUCGCCACAGCUCUCCACUCUACCCUGUCUCACCUGGAUGCUCUUCGUGGACUUCAGCUCGGCAUUUAAUACCAUCCUCCAUGACACUGGUGACCAAGCUAUCAGUCCUGGGAGUAUCCCAUUCCUUGUCUGAUCGCCCCCAGAGAGUGAGGGUAGGCACCCACACCUCCACGUCCCUCAGUCUCAGCACCGGGUCACCACAGGGCUGCGUGCUGAGCCCCCCUACGCCCUCUACACCUAUGAUCUCGUCCCCGCCCACACCAGCAACUCCAUCACAAAGUUUGCUGAUGAUACCACCAUGGUGGGCUGCAUCUCAGGGGGUGACGAGACCGCGUACAUGGACGAGGUGGAGCAACUGUUAGCGUUGUGCAAAGUAAACAACCUGCAGCUGAACAUGCUGAAAAUCCAGGAAAUGAUCAUUGACUUUAGGAGGAAGAAGACCGACAUGCAGCCCCUGUACAUUGAUGGAGGCUGUGUGGAGAGAGUCUCAGUGAUCAAAUUCCUGGGCGUUCACCUGGCGGAGGACCUGUCCUGGAGGACCUGUCCUGGAGGACCAACACCACGGCAACCGUCAAGAAGGCACAGCAGAGACUAUACUUCCUGAGAAUACUCAAGAGAUACCACCUCAGAUUGUCAUAUUGUCUUGUUGUUGCGUGUUGGCACCUUGAGUUCAUUGUAAUUUCGUUGUACCUGUACAAUGACAAAUUAAAGAUCUAUCAAUCUAUCUAUUAUGAAUGUUGGCUUUUUCAAUUGAGAAAAAAGUCAGUCCCAUAACAAGGGUUUUACAUUUUUAUAGAAAAUAAAUCAAUAAAAUGAUAGCCCAUCCUUGCAUUUUAUUUAACUCUGCUGAUGUCACAGUGCAGCAUGUGGCUCCACGUUGACGAUAAUAAACUUAAACAUAGCAGCUACUACUUCCAGGAAAUACAUUCUCAAAAUGGUUGCCUAACCAACAUAAUGUGAGAUGAAUUCAGUUUAUUGUAAUCUUCAGAGAGCAUCUGACUCACACACUCGUCAUCCUCCACUGCUGCAGAAAUGAUAAUCUGUUCAAAUUCAACAAAGACACACUGUGUGUCCAUAUUUGACCUCCAUUUUAAAUGUUCCUGUUACUCAGCUGUGACAGCUUAAAAAAAAGUUGUAAUGAAUUGUUGUUUUAAUGUUGUGUAAAGUCCCAUAAGACAUAUACGAUUGAUAGCAAUGUGCAAUCCAAUGUCAAAUUCCCUGCAAAAAUGUAGGCAAUCUAAUAAUUGUUUCAAUCCUGUUAAACCCUGAGCCUGCUUUUCAGGUUUCAGGCUCGAAAAUGACAUUCCCAGAACAAAUGACCAUAUCUUCCCUUCUAAAAGGGUUAAAUUAAUAAUCUUUUUUCUCAAAGCAAGGUUACACCUGUGAGUUGGAUGUAGAAGUGUCAGAAUCAAUAUAGAUGUUUUUAUUUUAA